Marmota flaviventris (yellow-bellied marmot) is the source of this 1154-nucleotide messenger RNA. The record is from RefSeq and is a predicted model, not a curated record. NCBI's taxonomy places the organism in Eukaryota, Metazoa, Chordata, Mammalia, Rodentia, Sciuridae.
CUUCGUCUCCCGACAGCAGCUCCACGCCAGUCUGUGCCCCGCCCCUUCUGGUCCGUCUCCCGGCAACAGCCCAAGCCUUCUGCCAUGCCGGGCUCCAACAGGCGGUCUCCUGCGGCGCUAGGGCCGCUGCCGGACGCCCUCCGUGGCCUCUGUGCCUGGCUUGACCAGCUCCCGCUCAGCCGCCCCAAGCGCCACCUGACCCGGGACUUCAGCGACGGCGUGCUGGUGGCCGAGAUCGUGAAGCAUUUUCACCCGCGCCUGGUGGACCUGCACAGCUACAUCCCUGCCUGCAACACUGACCAGAAGCUAAGCAACUGGAGCCUUCUCAACAGGAAAGUCUUUCGCAAGCUGUGCUUCUGUGUCUCUGAGGAGGACAUCCGUAAGGUGGUAGCCAAUGUACCUGGGGCAAUCGAGCCCAUCCUGUGUGCACUGAGGGAGAAAGUGGAAGCCAACCCUGCUCAGGCAGGCUCACGUCACAGCUCUUCAUGUCUGCAAAUUGGAUCCAGGAUUCUCCAGCAUGGAUGCUGUCCAUUCACAGGCAGACAGGUGCACACCCUUAGAGGCAGGGGACCUGAGCUGAUGGUGUUUGUCUGUGACACAGGCCUGCUAAGCCCCUCAGCUCCCACCAGUGUGAAGACCCUUCAGAAGCAGAGGGCCUUGGAGAAGAAGGGCAGCUGUGCUUGUGAAUGUCAGGACCCAGCUGAGGGGGCCUGGGAGCACCUGGCCAAGAUUCAGCAGUUGCUGGAGGACAAGGAGCAGGCACUGGACAUUCUGCAAGAGACAGUCCAGAUUUUGCAGAUGAAGGUGAUACAGCUGGAGCACCUGGUGCAGCUGAAGGACCUGCGGAUCGCAGAGCUGACGCGACUGGGGACCGAGGAGUGCCGUGUGCCCCCGGGAGCCCCAUCCUGAGCCAGCCAGACCCUGACCUUGAGCAUGCAGAGCCUUGCUCCCACCAGUGGUUCUUCUGCGCGUCCCUGCACUGUCCAGCAGGCUCCGGGAGGGACGUCUGUAUAAGGCACAGGUUUAGAAGCUAGAGUGGGGGUUGGGUUCCUGCUGGGGGUCACCUGGGGCCAUACUGCCCCACAGAUGGGUUUGGGACACAGCCAGUGGGGUUCUCUCCAGCCCCACGUUUCAUCACUGCAUCUGUGAACACA